GGAACCAGGGCAUCCACAGACUACAGAACUGGAGGAAGACUCCAGCGGUCAGGAGAUGAAGCACGAGGACGUAGAGGUGGAUGUCUCAUUGGUCAAUGUUGCAGAUGUGAAAGUUGAAAAUGGUGAACCAGGACCAAACUGUAGCCCGCUCCUGUUGCACACUUCUCCUGAAGCUCAAAACAAAGAUGGGGAAGGGACUGAAAGUUUACACUCAGACUCCAGUAAAACUGCAGAUCCGGAGCCAAUGAGACGACAUGGUGACCACGAAGAUGCUGCUGUCCCAUCAGACAGCAACGAGUUCAUUGAAAGUAAUAUUUUAAUGGAUCACAUGAAGAUCCACACUGGCGAAAGGCCGUACCUGUGCAACACCUGCAACAAAACCUUUACUAGAUCAUCAUAUCUUAAACGCCACAUAACCAUGCACACGGGCAAGAAGCCCUACAUCUGCAAAACAUGUGGAAAAAGUUACAGGCUACGUUCAAACCUGGUGGAUCACUCGAGGACCCACACCGGUGAUAAGCCGUACCUGUGCCACACCUGUGGAAAAACCUUUACUCAAUCAUCACAUCUUAAAAGCCACAUAAUCACGCACACGGGCGAGAAGCCCUACAUCUGCAAAACAUGUGGAAAAAAUUACAGGCAAAAUUCCAACCUGGUGAUUCACUCGAGGACCCACACCGGCGAAAGGCCGUACCUGUGCAACACCUGUGGAAAAACCUUUACUAAAUCAUCAGUUCUUAAACAGCACAUAACCACACACACGAGGCGAGAAGUGAUAUUAGUGCAAGACGUGCAACAAAGGUUUUAGCCGCAGAAUUGAUUUGCUGAGUCACAUGAAAAAUCACCCGGAGGAGAAGUCUGGUGACUCGUGACAAAUUGCCGUCUCCACGGUGCAAAUAAAGAGCUGUUAGUAUUUGCUGAUGGUUCUUUAAACCUGGCAGUUUAUUUUGUUCAUCUACAAAGCCUCUCACAAGCCCUUUUUCCCGUCUGUUUCUUCUUCACUCACAUUCUCUUUGUAAAGUUAAUCUGCAGCUCCAUGUUGUUAAACUCUCUCCAUCUACUCCGUUCAGAGGUUAGUCCAAGUUUGAUAUAUUUACAUGUUCACUUUUUACAACGUUCAUC
This is a messenger RNA of Cololabis saira (Pacific saury), 1122 nucleotides long. Its product is annotated as zinc finger protein 485-like. The coding region runs from base 56 to 808 and encodes 250 amino acids. Gene Ontology annotation, cellular component: nucleus. The record is from RefSeq and is a predicted model, not a curated record. NCBI's taxonomy places the organism in Eukaryota, Metazoa, Chordata, Actinopteri, Beloniformes, Belonidae. The transcript has a single exon.